Catharus ustulatus (Swainson's thrush) is the source of this 503-nucleotide messenger RNA. It is a transcript of the gene POLR2I, whose product is annotated as RNA polymerase II subunit I. Gene Ontology annotation, molecular function: DNA-directed RNA polymerase activity; nucleic acid binding; zinc ion binding. The record is from RefSeq and is a predicted model, not a curated record. NCBI's taxonomy places the organism in Eukaryota, Metazoa, Chordata, Aves, Passeriformes, Turdidae. Gene Ontology annotation, cellular component: RNA polymerase II, core complex. The coding region runs from base 30 to 407 and encodes 125 amino acids. The transcript is spliced from 6 exons. Gene Ontology annotation, biological process: DNA-templated transcription; maintenance of transcriptional fidelity during transcription elongation by RNA polymerase II; transcription-coupled nucleotide-excision repair.
GGCGGUGAAAGGGGCGUGUCCGCGCGGCCAUGGACGGGGACGGCGCGUACGAGCCGGGCUUCGUGGGGAUCCGGUUCUGCCAGGAAUGUAACAACAUGCUGUACCCCAAGGAGGACAAGGAGAACCGGAUCCUGCUGUACGCCUGCAGGAACUGUGAUUACCAGCAGGAGGCAGACAACAGCUGCAUCUACGUCAACAAGAUCACACACGAAGUGGACGAGCUGACCCAGAUCAUCGCUGACGUGUCCCAGGACCCGACCCUGCCCCGCACCGAGGAUCACCCCUGCCAGAAGUGCGGGCACAAGGAGGCCGUGUUCUUCCAGAGCCACAGCGCCCGCGCCGAGGACGCCAUGCGCCUGUACUACGUGUGCACCGCCCCCCACUGCGGCCACCGCUGGACUGAGUGACCACAGUGACCCUGAGUGACCACAGUGACCACUGAGUGACCCUGAGUGACCACAGUGACCACAGAGUGACCCUGAGUGACCCUGAGUGACCACAGA